AUGGAUCGAUUAACUCCUCCUCCUCCGCCACCGCCUCCGCCUCCUCCUUCUCCGACGCCUCCGCUACCUUCUCCACCUUCCUCGCCGGAGCAGCAGAGGACGCUGGUGAAUUCACCUCCGGCUUUGGGAGAAGAGACUCAGGCACCUCAGGCUCCGAUCUCCAGUCAAGAUUGGAGGCGCUUGAUUCGAAGUGUCGAUGACAUACACCAACGAAACGAUUACUUACAAGAACAGCUGGAGUACUAUCAUUUCGAGCAGCAGGACGAGGGGGAGCGCGAGGCAGAGGCUGUGGCUGAGUUCGAGCCGUUCUCGGCGGUAGUACGGGAAGUUGCAAUUCCGGAUAAUAUGAAUAAUAUUUUCCUGGAGACAUACAAUGGGAAGGCUGAUCCCAAGGAACACCUGCUAUAUUUUAACAUGAAGAUGGUAAUCAGUGACGCUUCCGAUGCUGUAAAGUGCAGGAUGUUUCCGGCUAUAUUCAAGGGAACUGCCAUGGCAUGGGUCACAACCCUACCCCGAGGAUCAAUCAUGAAUUUCCGUGACUUCUCAUCCAAGUUCCUCGUCCAGUUUUCGGCAAGUAAAACCAAGCAAGUGACAAUUGAGGAUUUGUACAAUGUGCGCCAGUCCGAAGGCGAGACUCUGAAGCAGUAUGUGAAACGAUUUAGCGCCGCGUCGGUGAAGAUUGAGGAGUCAGAGCCAAAUGUCUGCGCCCGUGCCUUCAAGAACGGUUUGCAGCCUGGAAAACUGAAUAGAAAAUUAAGUCGCAAGCCCGCCCGGUCAAUGGCGGAGGUUCGAGCGCGGGCAAACACCUACAUACUCUACGAGGAGUAUGAUGCUUUUAAGCGAAGGCGCGCGAAGGUAGAGAAAGAUGGUAAUAAGAGGGAUGCAUCGCCAGAGAACAAGCCGAGUAAGGAGAGAACGGAAGGAAGCAAAAGGCGAGACCGGAAGGUGCGUGCGAGUGAAAAAGUGCCGAGGGAACCGUUGUAUCCCAAAAAGGAAAAUUUUGAGCGUCGCCGACCCUGGCAUCAAGCCGAUUCUCGCUGGCGAGAGGAGCCAGGGAAGAGUUUGAGUGUGCACCUGACGGAGCUUCUGCGUGAGAACGAGAUCGAGAUCGAGAGGCUCAUCCGAGCGAGCCGUUCACAGUUGAGUGAUCAUGGUGAUCGCUGGAGCGGAGAGCGGCAACGAGGAAACCGGUAUAAUAGGGCCUGCCAGCAAGAUGAUCGUAAGCGAGAGGAUCGCCGCCGUACCCCAAACGAUGACAAAAAGGAAACACUGGCCACACAGAAAAAGGGUGCGGAGGAGACCUUUAAUAAGGACCUCGAGCCGCCGGUUGGGACGAUAAAUACGAUUGCAGGUGGUUUCGGUGGAGGCAGGGAAUCGACUUCGGCGAGGAGAAGACACGUCAGGGCAGUAACGUCGGUACAGCAAUAUGAGACCCCUUUCGGCUUCCAGCACCCAGAUAUCGUGAUAUCGUCGGCGGAUUUUGAUGGAAUAAAGACGCACAAGGACGAUCCAGUGGUUGUCAUGAUAAGGAUAAAAGCUUCAAUGUGCGACGAGUUCUUCUGGAUCAGGGAAGCUCUGCUAACAGGGAUUAACGGGGAUGCGUUUGACUAG
Messenger RNA from Lotus japonicus, 1611 nucleotides. RefSeq lists its product as uncharacterized. NCBI's taxonomy places the organism in Eukaryota, Viridiplantae, Streptophyta, Magnoliopsida, Fabales, Fabaceae. The transcript is spliced from 2 exons. The record is from RefSeq and is a predicted model, not a curated record. The coding region runs from base 1 to 1611 and encodes 536 amino acids.